Perca fluviatilis (European perch) is the source of this 6859-nucleotide messenger RNA. It is a transcript of the gene rassf3, whose product is annotated as Ras association domain family member 3. Lineage: Eukaryota; Metazoa; Chordata; Actinopteri; Perciformes; Percidae. The record is from RefSeq and is a predicted model, not a curated record. The transcript has 7 exons. Bases 110 to 1384 code for a protein of 424 amino acids. Gene Ontology annotation, biological process: signal transduction. Gene Ontology annotation, cellular component: cytoplasm.
ACACGGCUCAUCGGUCGGUGUCAUCAAUGACGUCUCACCUGUAGCUCAGUCAGUGGUUUAAUACUCCUCCACCGACUUGUAACGCAGCGAAGUAUGAGGAGUGUGCGUAAUGUUUAACGUCGUUCACCAGGGUAGGAAAUACGUGCCCACGCGCUCUUCGGUCACGGAUGACUUUCCAUUAAAUGUGCGGACUGUUCAUAUCAAUCAAUACCCCGGUACGCAGAGCGAGGCACCGAAGGCUACUUGGCCGCCGCCGGGCGCUAAGAUGCGGAUCUCUAAGGCCAACAAGGGCGCGGUGGUUGUGAGAGCUGUCCGGCGGCACCAGUCGCCUCAACCGGCCGGUCUGGAGGCGGCUUGGAGUGAGAAGCCAUCGGAGAGUUCACCCAGCCGUGAGGGGAGAAACGGCGAGCCAGGAGCCGGCAGGAACGGGAUGGAGGGUCACGGUGGAGGGCCAGCUCGCGGCAGGAAAAAGGGGUUCAGAGCCCCCGAUGUGAGGACCAUCUUCUCCCCCGGAGAGAGGGACCCCAGGGUGAAAGAGGAGUCCGGGGAGGGACACAGCUUCGAGCCCAGUGGCAAUGCCACCUGGUGUGAUGUUUGUUGCUACUACAUCUUCCAGCAUGGUCUCACCUGUACAGGUUGUAAGUACGCGUGUCACACUGCCUGUCGGGACCGAGUGUCGCUGGACUGUCAUCCUGCAGCUUCAGCCGUCAGUCAGGACCAGCUCAACAACAACAACACACCGCCACAUGAUGUGCAGAAGGAGAGAGAAUUGCGGACAGAGUUCAGCAGGGAGGAAAUCAGGCAGAAGAUCGAGCAGUACAACAUGCUGACCAAAGACCACCUUAAAAUGACGCUUAAUCCUACUGGUGUGUAUACUGGUUUCAUCAAGGUCCAGAUGGAUCUGAGGAGGCCGGUGACGGUGCGGGGAGGUCAGAGAGGAGCGGGAGGAGUACGGGGGGAGGAGGCCUUCUAUCUGCCCAGAGGAGUCACCAACACCCUCCACAUCAGCUCCAAUAACACAGUCAGACAGGUGAUCGUCGCCUUGCUGAGCAAGUUCACAGUCGCAGACAACCCGGCCAAAUACGCCUUGUACAAACGCUAUCGCAGGGAGGAGCAGGUGUAUGUGUGUAAGCUGGCGGAUGGCGAGCAGCCGUUGUUUCUUCGUCUGGUGGCAGGACCCGAAGACGACACACUCAGCUUCGUACUAAGAGAACAACAGACUGGAGAAGUCAUGUGGGAUGCGUUCUCCAUCCCUGAGCUGCGGAACUUCCUGCGGAUCCUCGACAAGGAGGAGGAUGAGCAGAAGGAGGCGGUGAUUCGCCGCUACCAGGCCUACCGCCAGAGACUGCUGGAGGCACAGAGGGAGGUCAGAGGGUCCUCUUAGAGGAUGACCCUCCAUAAAACAAGACUACUGCCCCCUAGAGGAUGGAGGAUUUUUUUUUUUUUUUUCUCAGAGAAGAAAAAUUGUGUAAAUUUUGAUGGAGAGAGGGAUGUGAACGUAAAAUGAGAAUUGAGGAUCCAACGGCUGGAAGAAGUGAUGAUACAGACCGAAAGAGGGAUGAUAUAAAGAAGACAGAAAAUAAACUGACAGACGGCAAGCAAAGGAUGAAUGGACAAAAUCCGGAUGCUGGAGUUUGAUCCAGCCUGGAUUAAAGAAUUCAAACCGCUGCCUGCUCACACCAAAGAUUCACUUAAUUGUGCCAUAUUCAUUCAUCCUCUCUCCCUCUCUCCGUCCAUCCCUCUCUUCUUUUUUCUCUCACUCUGUCCUGCUGUCACAUAAUUUAUCGGAUUCCUCUACCUUUCCCCUCUUUAUCCUUUUUAAACUUGUGAAAGACUCAAGGCCAUAUGUUGAGUCAGAGUUUUAUUUAAUUUUGUUUGUUUUAAAGGUCUGUACAUAUUUUUAUUUUUAUUUAUAUGGGUGAAGCUUUUUAUUGUUUUGUUAUCUUGAAACAAAAAAAAGUCUUAUUUUAGUUUUUUGUACAGAGGCGGAGCACCAAUCUGGUUGCUGACACAGACACGGAGAAUAGUUAAUCCAGACUGCUACUACAUGUAAAUACACGACGCGAGCAUCAGCUGUGGCUACAUGACAGGAAUACCAGAUAGUUUAGAGAAGACCCUGGAGGUAAAGAAGUCUUCAUCAUCUUUGCGUUUUGCUUUAAUUACCCUGAAAGUUGAGAAAUAUUUCUGACGUAAGAAAGGAACAAGUAGCCUGAAUGCAUGUAUGGAGUCUCAAGUGUGCCAAAUUGUGUUUUAAUUAUAUAUAUUUUGUUAUUGUUUAUGUGCUUUUAAUAUAACAUAAAUAUGGCAAAAUAAACAAUAAAAUAACAAGGUCAUAAUUUAGCAAGUCCAUUAUAAACAAAGAAUCAAAUAGGGUUAUUAUUUGGCUUUUUGUUAUGAAGGAACUUUUCCUUAUAAUUUUUCAGGAUGUUUGUAUGCCAUCGUCCAUUACAUAUCUUAGCAAAUAAGAACCAAAAUGUGACAUAUCUCUUGACUGCUAUAUCAAUCAUCGUCCUGCUUUUAUCAUCUUUCACGUAUACAAUAUAGAAACUAAAAUAAAAAAUAGAUAGGUUUACUUCCAUUUUAUUUUUUAUACAUAAUUAUUUUGCAAUUUUAAAUAUUCAAUUAACAAUUGCUAUAUUUAAUAAUUUUUAUUAUUAUUGGCACAUUUCAGACUCCAUAGUAGUUGGCGUGAAACUGAAUGUUGUAGAAGGAGGUACGGAGAAAUAAAAAAGAGGUUAGGUUUCAUGUGACUGAAAACAGACGGACACAAACUCUACACAUAAUUGAAGAGGAAAGGUUUCUACGGAAAAAUGAUAGCGUCAAAUAGAAGCUUGUGAGCACAGGGAGGAAUUUAGUUUUGGUUGUAAAGAUUGUUUGUUCUGGUGAGUGAAGACGAGUGACAAUGAUGAAGAUUAACUGGUUGGAUUUUUGAAGCCUUUGGUUGCGUUUUCACACCACCAGCAUAGUUUGGAUGGACCCCUGACCUUUGUAUGGUCAGAGGAGGGAGGAGUGAGAUUGACUGUUUCUGGAAGUUGACCGAGUAGUUUAGAGGAAGUAGACGAGAAAACAAUAGAUGGAGCAAGGAAGGAAAAAAUACAGAAGACAUGGGAAAGACUGCUGUAAAAGCAGUGUGACCAUAACCUUGUUGGAGAGUGACCGGAUUAUCCUAGAACAAGUCACCGUGAUUAACUGCUUGUUCGCUUUUUGCAUUAAUGAAAGCUCCUGUAAUCCACAGCUGAGAGAAAAGGAGGCCUGUAAGUGCUGAUAGCUGCAGAAAACAGGAGGAUAGAAAAACUGGCUGCAUUGUGUCUCCUGUCCAUCUGUCUGCAGGCAUUCAUUUAAAAACGCCUGUGUUUUUGUGCUCUUAUCUCAAGUUGAAACGUGCAGCCUUGACUUCCUUGUCAACCUGCUGUUUCAGCUUUUUUUUUCUGGUGGAUAAAAGGAGAAAAUAUUAAAGAGGGAAACAAGGAAGGAAAGAAAGAAAGGAUGGUAGUAUAAAGGAUAUGAAUGAAAGAUAUACAUCAGCAAGUGCAAAAGAAGGUAUAACAUUUUAGGCGUUUUUGUGCAGUAAGGGUUCAUGAAAGUAAAUAGCUGCCUUAAAUAUAUAUAUGCUAUGUCGUCUUAAAUAUAUGCAGUGUAUCAUUUAUGGCUUAGAGACCAAAGAGGCUUUUUUUUUUUGCUUUUUGAAUCAGCAGUAAUUCAGAUAUUUGAGAAAACAACAGACAAACAAGUAGAGAUAAAUCACAAAGACAAUCAUUUGGACAAACUAUAGAUCAGAUUAAAAUAUAUCAUUACUCAUUAAAAAAAGAUGUAAAAUGCUUCAUUGUUUGAGCUGCAGGUACUGAAUGAAGUACAAUGCCACCAACUAGUGGACAAAUACUGCUACUACUCUCAUUUCUGUGUCAAACUAUCUUAUAGAUUUAUUUUUUUUGUUAUAACCAAAGGUAUUUUUGUGGUGUUGCCUGGAGCAAAAAAUAUUAGAGCCCUCUUCCUACUGAAGGGAAAAAACAUAUAUAGUUUAGAGUUUUAUUUAAAGGGUUUUAACCUUCGUUUAUGCUACUAUCAAACACUGGGUUAAUGCUAUGGAAGCAAAUAAAAAAAAAAAAAGGUCCAAAAAAUUUGAAUCUUACAAGCAGCUGAAUGCCUAAUGUGGUUUUAAUUCCCCUCUUUGACAUUCCCAGCAAGUCAUUUCAAGUUGUGCUGUACUGUAAAAACUAAAUUUUAGGGUUCACAAAUUCAGAUAGAAAAUGUAAGUGUAUAAAAAAACUAUUAAAAAAAACAAAACAAAAAAACACAAUAUUCAGUUUGAUCAAAUUUAAUUAGUCAUUUUCCGGAUUUAAAAAUGAAAGUCAAGUCAUAAAAUCAAGUCGCUUAAACUGGUCUAUAUCAGACACCAAAAUUUAAACUAAAAACAUUUGGGCGACCAAGAAUUGAACUUGAAUUUAACAACUGGAUAUUUCAAACAACUCACAUGAAUUAGCCGUUCAGUCGCUCUAAAGCUCAAACUAUUUUGGCCUUCUUUUUUUUUGCUUCCCUAUAAUAUAAUUAAAAAUGAUACAAAAGUCUGCAUGAAAACAGUCAAUUAAUCUUAAAGCCAUGUUGUUGUUUGUGUGUCUGAUAAACAACGUCGGCUGUUAAAACACAUCAAAGACUGGUCGUAUCAGUACAUUUCGGGCACUUUAACUUUGAAUUCAGGGAAGACGGGUUUUUUGAUUUUUCUUUUUUCUCCUGUUUAAACUACCGCCAUGACAUUCUGACUUAAUCUUAACACCAUAUACACUAUAAUCUAUUUUGAAAGAUCUUGUUAAGCUCCACUCAUUGUUUUAUUUUUUAUUUUUUUUUAAACAAAUGGAAGUACAGUGUGACAGAAGUUAGUUAUUUUAAACUCUUUUGUUUUUUGUCUCAAUGAGCUUCCGUAUACUUUGAGUUUAGCUGUAGACUGUGAAACGUUUUGUUGAAUCGCGCAUGUGUUCCUGUUUUGUCUCUCUUUACAUACAUGCUUACUGUACACACUACUGGGCAUGCUCCACAUUAAAGCAUGCGUUGUCGUAGAUAAAACGGGGUCAGGCGGCAUUUGGAAAUACAUUUUUGGAGUGACAAUGAUUGAAAACAUAAUGUUUUUCAAAUGCUGUCGGAUCUGCUCGGAAUAUAAAUUAGGCUUUAUUAUGAAAAGCUUUUGGGCCAGUAGUGUUAAUGAAUGAAGAGUUGAUAUAUGACACCUGGUAUGUAUUCAGAUAUCUUGUUUUAAGGCUGUUCAAUCGUGACAAAAUAUUCACAUGGUUUAUCGUAUCUAGUUUCUCCAACAAUUGUCAUGUUACACCACGUAAUGCUGAUUGUUUAAUUGCUGAUGAGAUGUGGUUGAAAGUUUUGGGAAAACAAGUUUAGUAGUUUGCUUCCUAGAGUUUCUUUUAUACAUUCAGUUUUGACUGGAGCUUCAACAAUUAGUCGAGUCGAUCAUAAGACAGAUAUUCUGAGACUAUUUUGAUCGUUUAUCAAGUAAAAAUAUAUGCCAAACCUGCUUCUGUUCCAGCUUCUCAAAUGUGAGGACUCGCUUCUUUCUUUUGUUUUAUAUGUUGACAAACUGAAUAUCGUUGUCCGCACAAAACAACCAGUUUUUAAUAUGUUGUCGUUGGCUCUGGGGAGUAAUUAUUGGCAUUUUCUGCUGUUUUCUUACGUUUGAGAGUGCCCCAAAAUGUUUAAUUAAAGAUAUUUAAUAAGAUUAUCUUUUUUAACAAAACUAUUUUUGUGCAUCCCAAAAUAUUUAGAUGUUGUCAGUGAAUAUAAAGUGGACAUAUCAGCAUUAAGUGGUGUAAAAGGACAAUUGGAAUUAUACUCGAUACAAGAAUAUUUAUUUACUUUGUUGUGGUUUUAUAAAUCGCACAUUUAGAUGGCAGCUGUUCUGGAGCUUUUGAUCAUUUUACAUGAUCUUCAUCACCAAAUGGAACUUUAGAAAAUCUAGUUUACAUUUUUUCUGAGCACUUGAACUGUAAGUUCUUUUCAUCCAAAGCUGAGGUUCAAAGUUUAUUCAUAUUCUUGGAAACUUAUGUCGUGAUCAUUUCAUAUGAUUGAAAGCUCCAGAACGGCCACUACUAAAUGGGCCUUGUGGGGAGUUUUCUCAGCAGCUCCUAAAUUAUAUAUCUGACCUAUCAGCUUAAAGUUCCGAGCAGUUUCUAGGCUCUUAAGAUCUUCUGUUUUGUGCGAUAUGUGUUUAGUUUGAACAUCCAGAGACUGUAAUGUCAAAUGCCAAAGAUCUGUGUAUAGCUCUUCUGCCAUUUAUUGAUAUUUUUUCCAAUUAUGCUGUUUUUUGUUGAUUAUAUAGAGAACAGAUCAGGUGUAUCUCACAUGAUGAGAUCCUCGUAAGCAUCCGAGCUCAGAAACACAAAGUUCUCUGUUUGUUUUACACACAAAAAAAGGUCACAGGUUUUAAUUUCAGACCUGAGCUGCAUAAUCCAAAAUGAUUGUCGUGUUUAGAAUCAAAAGAGAGGAUGAAAAGAAGAUGCUUCAUAAUGACACAUUAUCCUUUUUUCUGUCAAUCUGUCUACUCACAAUUCAAGUCAAUGGAAGCUAUAUAUUUUAGUGCAAGAUUUAGUUGAAGUUUGGCCUUUGAGCUCAGGUCUGAAAGCUCUGACCGCCGCAGUGCCUUUUUUAAAGUUUGAAAGAAAAACAAAGCUGUAGGAGGAACAGAGGGUUUCAUCACAUCUUGCUUUUUGUUGCAGUUCUCUCUGCAGGCGAAAGCAGUUAACUUGAGGCAGGUUUAUUUUUGUCGGUAUCUUGUGGUUUCUCUUUAAAUCGUUACCAAAUGUGGCCUUUCCUCAACACAAGGCAGGCUGCAGCUAUUAAAGGUGAAAUUAAAACAAAA